Molecule: messenger RNA, 1835 nt
Organism: Durio zibethinus
Lineage: Eukaryota; Viridiplantae; Streptophyta; Magnoliopsida; Malvales; Malvaceae
Gene: GS2
Product: glutamine synthetase 2
Cellular component (GO): cytoplasm
Molecular function (GO): glutamine synthetase activity
Source: RefSeq, a predicted model, not a curated record
GAAAUACCUUAUCUGAAAAUUUUGAGUAUAGUCCAAGCUUCUCUUGGUGGCACCAAAGAGACCAAACUCUAAUUUCCUCCACUCAUAACACACCCCUAUCUGGUUAGGAAAAGCCAACAACUCCUUUUCUCUAUCAACCACUUACUAGACUUUUUUCUGCCAUAAAAUAAGCCUGCUUGGUCAUUCACUCACUCUCCCUUUUUCUCUCUUUCGUUCUCCUUCUACAGGUAAUCCCGGCAAGACACUUUCCGAUUCCUGCUCCGGCCAUUUUCAAGCAGUUCCCAGUUGGGAGAAGGGGAAAAAUGGCACAGAUUUUAGCACCCUCAACUCAAUGGCAGAUGAGGCUACCUAAGACCUCGACCUAUGGAAGUCCCAUUGCAACAAAAAUGUGGAGUUCUCUGUUAUUGAAACGAAACAAGCAAGGAGCAGCUAAAAGCUCUGGCAAAUUUAGUGUGCUUGCCUUGCAGUCUGAAAACAGCACCGUCAACAGGCUUGAGAAGCUACUAAACAUGGACAUCACUCCAUACACUGAACAGAUCAUUGCUGAAUAUAUUUGGAUAGGAGGCGGUGGAAUUGAUUUGCGUAGCAAGUCCAAGACAAUAGCAAAGCCAGUUGAACAUCCCUCUGAACUUCCCAAGUGGAACUAUGAUGGAUCAAGCACCGGACAAGCACCUGGUGAUGAUAGUGAAGUUAUUUUAUACCCUCAAGCAAUUUUUAAGGAUCCUUUCCGGGGAGGUAACAAUAUCUUGGUGAUUUGUGAUACAUACACACCAGCUGGUGAGCCCAUUCCCACAAACAAGCGCCACAGAGCUGCUGAGAUUUUCAGUAACAAGAAGGUGGUAGGUGAAGUACCAUGGUUUGGGAUUGAGCAAGAGUACACCUUACUUCAGCAAAAUGUGAAAUGGCCGUUGGGUUGGCCUGUUGGAGGCUACCCUGGUCCUCAGGGUCCUUAUUACUGUGGAGCUGGAGCUGACAAGUCAUUUGGGCGUGACAUCUCAGAUGCUCAUUACAAGGCUUGUUUAUAUGCCGGCAUUAACAUUAGUGGCACCAAUGGGGAGGUUAUGCCAGGCCAGUGGGAGUAUCAAGUUGGCCCAAGUGUUGGUAUUGAUGCUGCGGAUCAUAUCUGGUGUUCUAGAUACAUUCUUGAGAGAAUCACUGAACAAGCUGGCGUUGUUCUCUCCCUAGAUCCUAAACCAAUAGAGGGAGACUGGAAUGGUGCUGGAUGCCACACCAAUUACAGUACAAAGAGCAUGAGGGAAGAUGGAGGCUUUGAAGUUAUAAAGAAAGCAAUCUUGAAUUUAUCGCUUUGCCAUAAGGAACAUAUUAGUGCCUAUGGUGAAGGAAAUGAGAGAAGAUUGACAGGAAAGCAUGAAACCGCCAACAUUAACACGUUUUCUUGGGGAGUGGCUAAUCGUGGUUGCUCAAUCCGAGUUGGGCGUGACACUGAGAAGAAUGGAAAAGGUUACCUGGAAGACCGGCGCCCGGCUUCGAACAUGGACCCCUAUGUUGUGACAUCUUUGCUGGCAGAAACUACAAUAUUGUAUGAGCCAACACUUGAAGCUGAAGCACUUGCUGCUCAGAAGAUUGCUUUGAAGGUCUAAUGCAGGCAUUUUGCAAAGCAAUUUGGUUUUGUCAGCUCAUUCGCAGGGAUGGUUUUUGCCCUUUUUCUAAUUAGGCUUUUAGGGAAGAUCCCUGUAAAUAAAGGGCUUGUCAAAUGUUGUUCUCAAAUGGAUUGUCUUGUAAAUUAGAAUUAAUGGUCUUAUCAACUAUCUUCUGUUAAUGGAUAUUUUUUAUGUUUACUCGUUGAAGAUUCUUGAUUAUUAUUAUUAUUUUUU